Messenger RNA from Vespa crabro (European hornet), 6153 nucleotides. RefSeq names its product MATH and LRR domain-containing protein PFE0570w (gene jumu). Gene Ontology annotation, molecular function: DNA-binding transcription factor activity, RNA polymerase II-specific; transcription cis-regulatory region binding. Gene Ontology annotation, biological process: regulation of transcription by RNA polymerase II. Bases 145 to 1944 code for a protein of 599 amino acids. Lineage: Eukaryota; Metazoa; Arthropoda; Insecta; Hymenoptera; Vespidae. The record is from RefSeq and is a predicted model, not a curated record. The transcript has 4 exons.
ACGUUCUUUAAAGCUGAUAAACAAAUUUUCGCGCUAUUUUCUUACGAAAUCGAACGAGUUAAUUUUAUCGGAUUUUUUUUUCAGUGAUGAAUCCCUUCGAAUGAAUCUUCAUCGACCUAAAAUAUUUUAUUAUACGUCAGGUGAAUGUUGGAUACAGAGAGUAGACGCGGUACUGGGCUGGAUCAGGGACCAUCGAGGGACCCUUGGCUCGCUAUGGAUUACUACCUGGGCACCGAUAGUCUUUCACUUCAGGAAAUGCUCGACGUCGACAUCAAAUGCGAGAUCGAAGGGGUAAUCGGUGGCCACGCAGAUCUUGGCUUCAAUUUCGGUGAUUUGUCGCCGUUAGAAUUGGACGACAAUCCGGUUGGAUGUGACAACGAUCUCAGCGGAUGGUUCGGUUCCACCAGUUUGCUCAACGGCAACAGCAAUAGCUCUAACAGCAAUUUCAAUUUCGAUUUGAGUGGCGGCGAUGCUGCCUCCAUUAUGGUGAACCCCAAUUCGGUAAUGCCCCACAUGGCCAUCCACAGUCCUACACCAAAUAGUAACAGACGGCACUUUUCUUUCUCGCCAAAGAUAGACGUUAAAGAGGAGAAAAUAGACGUUGAGAACGAGGUAGAAAAUGACGAUGAUAACGAGAAUGACAACGAGAACGACAAUGAUAAUGAUAACGAAAACGAGAAUGAAAACGAAAACGAUCAUGAAAAUGAUAACGAGAAUGAUAAUGAUAAUGAUAAUGAUAAUGAUAAUGAUAAUGAUAAUGAUAAUGAUAAUGACAAUGAUAAUGAUAAUGAAAAUUAUAACGAGAUCGAUACGGAAAUCGAACAGUAUGAAAAUGAUAUAACGGAAACUGAGGAGGACACCGAGGAUGAGCAGGAAUUAACGAGGACGAUUCCGAUUUUAAAAGCAAAGGCGUCUACUACGAUACCGGUAAAUACUGCCGUUAAAACGAUAUCACCUCAAAUAACGAAGGCUCAUUUGUCACCGAAAAUCAAUACUAUAUCCGGCAUAAGGGUACAAAAUUUUAAAGUCCUGCAGAGUCAACCGAAUCAACAACAACCGCAGCAUGUUAGGAAGCAGAUUUACAAUAACAACAUUCACGUCAGCACGACUUCAUCCCCAGCAAUCUCAACGAUUAAUAAAGAAUUUGAUUUGUCCGAUUACGAGGACAAGCUUUAUCCGAAGCCUGCGUAUUCUUACUCUUGCUUGAUCGCAAUGGCCUUGAAAAAUAGUCAAACGGGCUCCCUGCCGGUUUCAGAAAUUUACAACUUUAUGUGCGAACAUUUUCCAUAUUUUAAAACUGCACCAAAUGGUUGGAAGAACUCUGUGAGGCAUAAUCUUUCGUUGAAUAAAUGUUUCGAAAAAAUUGAGAAACCAGCUGGAAAUGGAAACCAAAGAAAAGGCUGUUUGUGGGCAAUUAAUCCAGCCAAGAUAGCGAAAAUGGAUGAAGAAGUCCAGAAAUGGUCAAGGAAGGAUCCAUUAGCAAUUAAGAAGGCGAUGAUAUAUCCGGAUCAUCUAGAAUUACUUGAAAGAGGAGAGAUGAAGUAUGCUGGCAGUGGUGACAUGUCGGAAGAAACAGAAAGUUCUGGCGAUGAGACUGCAGAAGAAAAUGCUGUCUAUGAUGAAUCUAUACACAGUCAUAUCGCAGCUAAUUCGGUUACAGAUAGUUACGAUGAAAGUAGCCAGGAUUGCGACGUUGACAUAACGGAACAACUUUAUGAUGAAAUUGACAUAGAGGAUAAUAAAGAUGCUUUACACAUGCAAUUAAACAUUACUAAACAGGAGGCAAUUGAAUAUGAAUUAAGUCCUAGUACAAAAAAGCAGAAAACUCUAACGGGUGCGAUACAAGGAAAUUACGUAUAUCAACCAGUAACUACUUCUCGAAGAAAAGCGCCUUUACUAUUAAGGGCUGGAACCACAGCAGAAUCUUUUCUUAAAAUUGAAUAAAUUUAGAUAUUAUUUAACAUAUUGAAAAGGAUAAAUGUAUCUAUAAGUAUUAUAUACCCAUUUUUCAGAGGUUUCGAUAAAAACAUUUCAUGCGCAUAGAACAAAAUAAAGGAGAAAAAUUAAAAGUGCGUCAAAUUUUAUGCAGUAUGACGAUCUUAUGAGUUGAGUUUAAGAUGGAUUUCUAUAUCGUAUAUCAUAAUAUCCAUGAAAAAAGUUCAAAAGCUUUAGUAGAAUAAUUGAUUUAUAAUUAUUAUACGUCUUUUGAAUUCUUUUCAUUGUUAAUCGAUAUAAAUGAUCUUCGAUAUAGCACAUCAUUUUGCUCAUAAUAAUUAUUUAAUUUUUAAUAUAAUGUAAACUUUAUAAGAUUAUAAAAGUUAUAAUUUUUAUAUAUAUUACGAUAUGUGUGCAUGGAAAUACUUUUUUGUCAUGCCUCAAUUACCAAGUAAAAUUGUGAGUAGACGCAAUCGCAACAAACAACAUCAGUACUAUAUAGUGUACAUAUGAUGAUGAAAAGUAUAACAAGCAAAGUGGUAUAUAUCCCACUAUAUCAGUUUAACAUGUUAGCUUUUAUAUGAUCGAAAAUAUUGAGUUAUAGAUUUAAAACUUUAGUAAUUUAUGUAACAAACUUAGUAGUAUAUAUGUCAUGCAUUUUAGAUUGUAUAGAUAGUAUGCGCUCAUGAAUUAGCGCUAUCAUAAAUAUCGUAUUUACUUUACACACUGCAUUAGUAACUAUAAUAAGAUAUAUAGUUACAUAUGAAGAUCUUCCAAAUUCAUUGAAUGAUUUCACAAACUUCCGUUUAAUAUUAUUGCGAAUAGUAUAUGUACCGAUCUUGUUUCUCUGUAAUCUCUAUACACGUAUAGUUCUAUCGUUCUAGCACCAUAGAAAAUUUCAAAAUAUCUUCUCUAAUUUUUGACGUAUCCUUCUUAUCGUAGUUCUUACUUUUUUUUUUCUUUUUUUUUUUCCUUUUUUCUUUUUGCAAAAAUAUAUGUAUUGCUUUGCAAUUUUAUAUGUCUAAUAAAAAAAGGUGUAUUGAGAAAACAAAUAAUAACAAACAACAUUACGUUUAUAUUAAAAAACUGUUAUAUUAUAUAUAACUGAACAUUAUGGUAAAAAAAAAUGAGUUUCGAAUGCGGUAAUUUAUAACGUUUUAUCUGUAUCAUCAGCAUUAUCAUUGUUUAUAUUUUGUAACUAUGACUAUAUUUGAAACGAAAAAAAAAAAACGAAAAAAAAUGUAACAUAGAUUAAUAAGUAUUUGGUCAUUGUUAUGUUGGCCAGACUGAUGUAUUAUACUUUUUAUACAUUUCUGAGAUAAAUAAUAAUUGUAAAUGUUUCUGCAAUUAUAUACCUGAAAAAACAUAAGAUUACGUAGUAUCACAUUUAGGUAGAGUACAAAGACGACAGCUAUGGAAUGGUCAGAAAGAAAAAAUUUUUUUAUAGAAUAAGCAGAUGGGAAUUGUAUACCUGAUUUGUUUUUAAGUAUAACAGUAAUCGUAUUCUUAGUUUUUAUUUAAUUGUAGAAAAAUGUUCCUUUCUCAACUUAGAACAAUAUUCAAUUGACAACUUGAUUAUUCGUAUAAAAAGUAUAUAAAUUGAGAUUUCAUAGCUUUUCAGAAUAUUAUUGAAAUUUUUAUAUUGACAAUAGAUAUGGCAUAUCAGUAAUUGAUUUUAAUAUUGUAUAUACAUCUUGCAAGUAAUAAUGCUAGGUUGUAUAACAAAACUACCUUUUUUUUCUUUUUAUUUUUUUAUUUUUUUUUUUUUUAUUUUUUUUUUUUUUUAUUUUUUUAAUUAAUGAUAUGACAAAGCUCACGUUUAUGAGUUUUCCUUAAAAAUAUUAUAAUACAACGUACCUAAUAUUUUGAUUUAUUAACAUUAUUUUAUUGAUAUUUUUGCACUAAUGUACAAAUGUAGGAUCAAUUAAUACAAACUUUGUAAAGUAUCUAAUCGAUAGAAUUCUUUUAAUUUAUUAGAGAAAAAUUCUAUCCUUUCAGAUGUGAUUUCUAAUUGUCCUAUAUAUUUGCAUUAUUUACGCUACGGUAAAUACUUGAUUUGAAAAAAUACUUAAUUAAAAAGUAAUAUUAUAUUCAAAAUAAGUUGUAUAUAAUAAGAGCUAUCUCUAAAUUUAUAUAACAAUAGACGAAAUACUGAUAUACUUGUAUUACAACAUUUUUAGGAAAAUCAAACGUGGUAUUAUAAAUCUAUCAUGUACUAAUACAAUAGAAAGCUUGCUUUAAGAUGUAUAAAGUAUGUUUUAUGAUUAAGAAAUGGGACCAAUCUUUCAAGUUUGAUUUUAUCACACAAAGAUGUUCUUUUUUGUUUCUCAUAAGACAGACUUAGUUGACUCAAAGAUACAUUUUGUAUAGAAAGUAUUUGUAUUACUGUAAAUACUUCUUUUUUUUCUAAUAAACAUUAAUAGAUUUUUAAUCGUACAUUCAUGAUUUUAUUUUUUCAGAAAAAUAUACAUUAAACGAUUUCUAAUAAUUAACAAAGAACUAGCUUAUGCAUAUUUUUCCGUGGAUAUGUUAUGGUAUCGAUAUAAAAUCGUCCCUAUAUAUAAUUGUGCGAAUGAUUUUCUGAACGGUUUAUUUAUUUUUUUCAGCAUUGCAAUGUCAGUAGAAAAUCUCCAAGUAACGUAUUAAAGUUAUAUACACAUUAAUCUCUAUUAAAAGGGUUUUCAGAAGCAUAAUAUAAAGAUUUAAUCACACUCACGUUAAGAAUUUAGGAAAUAUUGUAAUUAAAUAUAACGAUCGAUGAUUUAAUCAUUUUUCAGUUCGCAAAAUUAUAUUUGCAUAAAAAUAAUUAUUAUAAAAAGUAUGAUAGACAAUUAUUAGGCCCAUUAGGCGAUCACGAACAGUGCUAUAAAAAUGUGUGAUAUGUACAUAUGAAACUGAAAAACUUCAUCGUACAACAUUUUUAUAGAAUAACAUUGUAAAUAUUUUUUAAUAUAUACGUAUGUGUGUUGUUGUAUGAAAUAAUGAGUAUCUUAGACAAAGAUAAAAUAGGGACAAAGGAAAAAUACAGUUCAUAAUAUAACAAAAAAUAUGUUACUAUUCUAUUUGAAAGUAUACUAGUUAAGUGCGUAUAAACCAUAAAGCACACUUUUUUAUCACACAAUAUGUUUUAUGAAUUAUGUUUGUAGAGAAAAAAUAAAACGCAAUGCAAUAUACAUACAUACGUAAAUACAGAUUCAUGGAAAGAAAAAAAUGGAAUUAGAAAUAUAGAUUGUCAUAUUUUAUAUCUACCGUCCAUGAAAAAAAGAAAUAAGCAAUAUGCGAUGCACAUUAAAUAUACUGCAUUUUCAUAUUUAAAUAAAAUUUUAAAAGAUACAGAAACGUUGUAAACGAGUUAAUAAAAAUAUAAUGUAUUCAAAGUGUAAAAUAUCAAGAUAUGGAAGUAUCUAUAGAAAUUUCAUAAUCAGUAGGAACACAUUGGUAUUUAAACAAUUAAUAUAUUUCAUUGCAUAUUUUGUAUCUAUGACAUUGCACUGCCAAAAAUGGCCAAAUUAUGUAAAAAUAAAAAAAUCAAGAAGAUCAAUGAAGAAUAAAGGAAAGAAUUCGAAUUCGAAUUAGAUUUGUAAUCAAAAUCUUACUACCAAUAAUUAUCUUGAUUUCGUUAUCAUUCAAGUAAUAAUUAUAUUUUGAUACUUUUCUUUUUUCUUUGCAAAAUUAGUCUCAAAUGGAUCAAAAUUUUGAUGCAAACGAAGAUCUUGAUUACAUCUCUGUGACAGUACAAAAACUUUGAUGCAUCAUUCUGAUUAUCGUUCAUUUAAAUUUGGCGCUUUUUUUUUUCUUUUUUUUUUUAAAUAAAAAAAGAUAAACGUACAUAAAUUUGUAUGAUUGUAUAUGAUUACAAAGUAAUAAUGAUAAAAACGAAGUAACAUAUUUAUUAUUAUUAUUAUUAUGUGCAUAAAUAAAAGUGUACUUUGUUUUAUGUAUUCAAAUACGAAAAUUGAAGAAUAUAAAUAUUCAUAGCUUUGAGAAUGAUUACAUUUAUGCGAUAUAUAAAUAUAUUGCAUAAUCGGUUAAUUGUUAGUUCAUAAGUUAAAAUAAACAAGUAGAAUAGUUUUUGUACCUGUUUGUAACAUUUCUAUAUAAUGUAUAAUCUAAUGUAAAGCUCGCGUAGAUUCAUACAAGUGACUUAGUGCAUAUUAUUAAUAACAUGUAAAUAUCGCAAUAAAACUUUGAAUAAUAAAACAGAUGAGAAAAGCAAAA